GUUGAACGUCCAAAGCAAAACUGUGGAGCAGUCGAUCCUUCAACAAACACCAAAAAACUCCCCUCCAGUAGUUCUUUCUUCCACGGCCAUCUCCGACCGCAAUCAACAUGGCCGCAUUGAAGUUUGUACGAAGCGUGUGGGAGUCGUUUCGGGUCAACUCCGGGCUUGAGCCUAGACUGCUCGACGGCCUCAAAGUGACCGCUGCCCAACCGGGCAAAGUCACGCUCGAACUCGAGAUUCAGAAGGAACACACGAAUAGGCUGAACAUCCUGCACGGGGGCACCAUAGCCUCAAUCACGGAUCUGGGAGGCUCGCUUGCCGUCGCCUCGCGCGGUCUUUUCAGCACCGGCGUCAGCACCGACCUCAACGUCACCUACCUCAGCAGCGGCGGCAAGGUCGGAGACAAGAUCCUCGCCGAAGUAACCUGCGACAAGUUCGGCAAGACGCUCGCCUACACCAGCGUGAGGUUCCUGAAUGAGAAAGGAGAGUUGUUCGCUAGAGGGAGCCAUACGAAAUAUGUCGCUCUCGCCUGGAAGGAUCCGAAGAAUAUCACGGAGGAGCUUAGCCCAAGGCCAAAUGAUCAGAAGGCCGAGUAACCUUGGCCUCACAAUCUGCUCGAAGCUGACUUGUCCAUACAUUUUUGUAUCAUUUGCAUUCAGGGUAUCAUAUACAGAGUACAGCUAAGCCAAAUCUAUCGGAGUGCCUAGAGUUAAUACACCCUUUUGGAAUGCCCCGACUACACAAUCUCCA
Messenger RNA from Verruconis gallopava, 750 nucleotides. RefSeq lists its product as uncharacterized. Gene Ontology annotation, molecular function: fatty acyl-CoA hydrolase activity. The transcript is spliced from 5 exons. The coding region runs from base 108 to 596 and encodes 162 amino acids. NCBI's taxonomy places the organism in Eukaryota, Fungi, Ascomycota, Dothideomycetes, Venturiales, Sympoventuriaceae. The record is from RefSeq and is a predicted model, not a curated record.